AUGGCGUGGGAAGCGCGCUCCAACCAGCAAGGCUACACGUACUAUGUCAACACAGAGACAGGAGUGAUGCAGUGGGCCCCGCCCCCCUCGCCCCCCCUCGCGACUGAGGCCAUUGAGAUUGUGGAUGACGUCGCGCCAUUCGACAGCGACUCGAGUUGCAGCGAAGCAGAAAACAUCGAGGACGACGACGACGGUGAUGAUGACGAGGAUGAGGAUGAUGAUCGAUGCGAGACGCUUCUCAACUCGCGAGACCUCGACGAGACGCUGGGCUUGCCCCGCCUUGUGCAGACAAGUGUCUACCGCGCGCUAACCUGGGUUGUGUGGGAAGUCUGGCAAAGCCACCGCGAACUCAGUGCGUACCUCACCCGAGCCACCCAGCGACUGCUUCACGGCUUGUCGCCAGCGUUUCUUCGGCCGUCCCGCGCGAUGCUCGUGCAUCCACAUGCUAUUCCGACUUCGUUCAUUCCAGCAUCAUCCCCGAAGAGCGCGGUUGUGAGCGAUGACGUUGCGUCCAGCGACGACAUGGCCUAACCCGAGCACGCUGAU
Molecule: messenger RNA, 546 nt
Organism: Saprolegnia parasitica CBS 223.65
Lineage: Eukaryota; Oomycota; Saprolegniomycetes; Saprolegniales; Saprolegniaceae
Exons: 3
Coding region: 1-531 (176 amino acids)
Molecular function (GO): protein binding
Source: RefSeq, a predicted model, not a curated record